AUGAUUGUUUCUAAUGCCGUGUUGAUAUAUACAAUAUAUAGUGAGAGGAGUUUACAUAAACCUUUGUACAUAUUCAUUUGUAAUUUAGCAUGCAUAAAUGUAUAUGGGGGCUCCGGAUUAACACCUUUUGUGCUUGUUAACAUUGUUUCUGGCAAUUUUCAUAUAUCAAAAAGUGCAUGUCUUAUUCAGACAUUUUCUGUUAUGACAUUUGGGGGCUGUGAGAUCAUGAACUUGAUGGUUAUGGCUUAUGACAGGUAUAUUUCCAUAUGUUUUCCUUUGCAUUAUGAAAAAAUAAUGUCCUCCUCAAAAGUCAUGAAACUGAUUGCUUUGAUUUGGCUGUUGCCAUUUAUAAGAACUGGAAUUUCUAUCAUGAUAAAUGCAAAUUUGAAAAUGUGUGGAAGGAUAAUUGAAAAGGUUUAUUGUGAUAACUAUUCUAUGGUUAAAUUAGCAUGUUCUGGUAUCAGAGAAGUGAAUAUAUAUGGUUCAACAGUUACAAUCUUUUCCGUGGUCCCACCACUAUUAAUCAUACUAUAUUCUUAUAUAAAGAUUCUAAUGAUCUGUUCAAAGUUAACACAAAAUGGGCAAGCUAAAGCACUGAAUACUUGCAUUCCACACCUUGUUGCAAUUGCAAACUUCUUUAUUGGCUGUUCCUUUGAAGUUUACCAAAGUAGAUUUGAUAUGAACCACAUCCCAUAUACUCUUCGUGUAGUCUUGUCAUUAUAUUUUCUGAUUCUUUCACCUGUUUUCAAUCCCAUUCUCUAUGGAGUAAGAACACAAAAGAUAAAAGUAAUUUUGACUCAAAAAUUAAUGUGUAGACUCAAGAUAUAA
This is a messenger RNA of Alosa alosa (allis shad), 828 nucleotides long. Its product is annotated as olfactory receptor 11A1-like. The record is from RefSeq and is a predicted model, not a curated record. Gene Ontology annotation, molecular function: G protein-coupled receptor activity; olfactory receptor activity. The coding region runs from base 1 to 828 and encodes 275 amino acids. The transcript has a single exon. Gene Ontology annotation, cellular component: membrane. Gene Ontology annotation, biological process: G protein-coupled receptor signaling pathway. NCBI's taxonomy places the organism in Eukaryota, Metazoa, Chordata, Actinopteri, Clupeiformes, Clupeidae.